Messenger RNA from Cygnus atratus (black swan), 1536 nucleotides. RefSeq names its product potassium voltage-gated channel modifier subfamily G member 4 (gene KCNG4). Gene Ontology annotation, biological process: potassium ion transmembrane transport; protein homooligomerization. Gene Ontology annotation, molecular function: delayed rectifier potassium channel activity. The coding region runs from base 1 to 1536 and encodes 511 amino acids. The record is from RefSeq and is a predicted model, not a curated record. Lineage: Eukaryota; Metazoa; Chordata; Aves; Anseriformes; Anatidae. Gene Ontology annotation, cellular component: voltage-gated potassium channel complex; membrane. The transcript has 2 exons.
AUGCCUAUUCUCUCCGGAGGCAGUGACCAAGACUAUAGUAACAUUAGCUAUGCUUCUUGUAAUUCCUUGAGCCAUUUCUUUCCUGUCUCCGUUGAAACUCCUUCUGUCAAAGGGGUUCAUUACCAAAGAGCCAAGAGGAUUUACCACCCCGAUCAAGUCUCUGCAGUCGAUCUAAAGACAGAGAUCAUGAUAAAUGUUGGAGGCAUCAAGUACCUGCUACCUUGGAGUACUUUAGAUGAAUUUCCCCUGACCAGACUGAGCAAACUUAAGCUUUGCAGCAGCUAUGAAGAAAUCAUUCAGCUGUGUGACGAUUACGAUGAAGACACGCAUGAAUUCUUCUUUGACAGGAACCCCAAUGCUUUUGGGAUGAUUGUCAGCUUUCUAGCAGCAGGGAAGCUGAUGCUCUUAAGAGACAUGUGUGCCUUGUCUUUUCAGGAGGAGCUGAGAUACUGGGGGAUUGAGGAAACCAACCUGGAGAACUGCUGCUUUCGAAAACUAUUUCAAAAACUGCAGGAGUUGGCCGAGGUACGGAAAGAAGAGGAGCUCCGGAGGAGCAAAGAAGCUGCGUGUGUCUUGGAUGAGAAAACAAAAUUCGGACAGUUUAUGAACAGACUCAGAGAUAUGGUAGAAAAUCCCCAGUCAGGAAUCCCAGGCAAAGUCUUUGCUUGUCUCUCCAUCCUCUUUGUGGCCACCACAGCUAUAAGCCUUUGUGUUAGUACAAUGCCAGAUUUAAGAGCUGAAGAAGACAGGGGUGAGUGUUCCCAGAAGUGCUAUUACAUCUUUGUCAUAGAGACCAUCUGUGUGGCUUGGUUUUCCCUGGAGUUCUGCCUCCGAUUCAUUCAAGCAAGGAGCAAGUGUCAAUUCUUCAAAGGGCCCCUGAAUAUAAUUGACUUCUUGGCUAUUUCACCCUAUUAUGUCUCCCUCAUCUUGGCAGAGGAUGACUCAAACGAGGCGGAUGACAGGCCAAGCAGCAACACAUAUUUGGAGAAGGUUGGUUUGGUGCUACGGGUUUUACGUGCCUUGAGGAUCUUGUAUGUAAUGCGCCUUGCCCGGCACUCCUUGGGCUUGCAGACUUUGGGCCUCACAGUUCGGAAAUGCACACGAGAAUUUGGCCUGCUUUUACUCUUCUUAUGCGUGGCUGUCACUCUAUUCUCUCCUUUGGUCUAUCUUGCCGAGAACGAAUCAGGCAAGGUGCUUGAAUUCACAAGCAUACCUGCCUCUUACUGGUGGGCCAUCAUUUCAAUGACCACUGUGGGGUACGGAGAUAUGGUACCGCGGAGCGUCCCAGGCCAGAUGGUAGCUCUGAGCAGCAUCCUCAGUGGGAUUCUCAUCAUGUCUUUUCCCGCAACAUCAAUAUUCCACACUUUUUCCCAUUCCUACUCGGAGCUGAGGAAGGAACAUGAACGAUUGCAGUCUCGGGUAAACAGAGUAAAAAAUGCCAAUCAUUCUGGCGAAAGUGACACCUUCAAUGACACAGACAGCUUGAUCCUGGAGGAGCCAGCAUCACCGAUCAAAUACAUUUAUACGGGGAACUAA